Messenger RNA from Capronia epimyces CBS 606.96, 870 nucleotides. RefSeq lists its product as uncharacterized. Lineage: Eukaryota; Fungi; Ascomycota; Eurotiomycetes; Chaetothyriales; Herpotrichiellaceae. The transcript has 3 exons. The record is from RefSeq and is a predicted model, not a curated record. Bases 1 to 870 code for a protein of 289 amino acids.
AUGAGUCUCCGCAAAGUCGACCCGAACAACUGGCUCACCUACGACAGCGCAUAUGAGAAAGAGCAUCUCGACAAACUCAAAUACAUGAAUGGAGAAAUGCACGAUGAAGUUGUGCAAGUUCUGCCCAAUGCAGACGACUCUUGCGAGGAGCUCUUGCAGAUUAUUGUGGAAUACAUCACCCGACGCUACCCGGACAUGUUUAAGCUCGACGGCGAUGACAUCGUCAUCGUCCCCAUGAAGGAGCGAUAUCGUGUUCGGGCACCAUACGACCGGCACCCGAUGGAAGUGGCCGGCUUGCUCGUGAUGGACGAUCUAUACGUUCUACAUCUGGGAGAGCUAGACCGCUAUUAUCUACGAGCUUGCUUUUUGGCUUGUCCGUCGGGUUGGCGACUGAAAGACCGAAUUGGAUGGCCGCUGCAUCAGAUGCACGGUCCUGUUCCCACUUGGAAGGAGAAGCUUCAAAAGUCCAUGGAAAAGUUCUUCCUACAUAUCAAGGUGGACGGCGCGAUCCAGCGCAAUAACGUCUUCAUUCAGCCUUGUCCAGGGAUUUUCCACCAGGAGCCCAUGGAUCAGAACCCGCCCUCCAAAACCGUGGAGGACAUAGAGAUACGCACAGAACUACAGUCCCUUCGCCGACUCCCUCGCACGGGAGCCGUUGUUUUCACCGUCAGAACCUACAUGAAUCCGCUGACCGACCUUGGCAAGGAGCCUAUGGCGCUCAACAGGCUUUGGGAUGCAGUACGCAACUAUCCAGACAAGACUGCUGCUUACAAAGUCCGUCACCUAUGGACUGACAUAUUUGAGAAAUAUUGUUGCAGUAUAUUGGGACGAGGCAACCCGGACCAGGGACUGUUAGAGGAGCAAGAUUGA